GGGGAAAGGGGUGUGCCGGGAAAGGGCGCGACGGUGGCCUGCCGCUUUAGAGGAUCGGAGGCUCUGCAGGGCUUGUCAAGCAGAGCGCUGCCGUCGGGCAGGCCGGCCAUACCCGCCGACCCAAACGCCGCCAGCUGCGCUCUCCUCCCCUCCCCCGCCUUGCCUUGCAUUUCCAACCCCCACCCUCCCACCCCUGUCGCCCGUUCGCUAAACCCCGGCAAGCAGCGCCUGGUCGCGCUGGAUUGAGCGGCUGUGAGGAGCACGACGGCGAGGCGAAGGGAUGCAGCUGGCGCGGGCUUAGGAGCAGCAGCCGGUGCGGGAGCCUCCAGACGGUGCCCGGGCAGGCAGGCAGGCGCGCGCUCGCUCGCUCUUUCAGUGUAAGGUUCUGGCUCAACCAUGGGAAAGCAGAACAGCAAGCUGCGACCGGAGAUGCUCCAAGACCUCCGGGAGAACACGGAAUUCUCUGACCUGGAGCUUCAAGAGUGGUACAAGGGCUUCCUCAAGGACUGUCCCACCGGCAUACUCAACGUAGAGGAGUUCAAGAAGAUCUACGCCAACUUCUUCCCAUACGGCGACGCCUCCAAGUUCGCCGAGCACGUCUUCCGCACCUUUGACACCAAUGGCGAUGGCACCAUCGACUUUCGAGAGUUCAUUAUUGCUCUCAGCGUCACUUCACGGGGAAAGCUGGAGCAGAAGCUGAUGUGGGCCUUCAGCAUGUACGACCUGGACGGGAACGGCUACAUCAGCAGGGAAGAGAUGCUGGAAAUUGUGCAAGCUAUCUACAAAAUGGUCUCUUCAGUGAUGAAGAUGCCAGAGGAUGAGUCAACUCCCGAGAAGCGGACAGAAAAAAUCUUCCGGCAGAUGGAUACCAAUAACGACGGCAAACUUUCUUUGGAAGAGUUCAUCAAAGGUGCUAAGAGCGACCCGUCCAUUGUGAGGCUGCUGCAGUGCGACCCCAGCAGCGCCUCGCAGUUCUGAGCACCUCUUUGUCCACGCAGAAAACGGUGAGGCCGUCUCCCACAACAGCAGCACUGCCUCACGGGGCUCACGGCCUCCCUGCUCCGAGGAGACGGCCAUCUUUCCAUCCUCCCCAAGGGGAAAUGGACACACUCCCCGUCCAACAGCACUGCCAGUAUAUUUCUUCUGACUGCCACAGUUUUCUGCUCCCCCCCCCCUCCCCAGCACUGUAGUUUUGUGUGAAUGCUGCACCAUUUCAGGUUAUUAGUGGCACCAGUGGGGAAAGUGGAGCAGGAGGACUGGUCCUUUUUCUUGAGUUGGCACCGUUUGCUUUCCCAAAACACUCCUUUGUUCCGCAGCUGCUUCCUUGUUUGUAGCACAUGAUAAUUACGGCUGCCUGUGAUCUAUGUGUCUUUGACCACCAGGGCAGAAUUUAACAUCCAGUGUUCAGCGAGUGAAUGCUGCCUUGGAAAGGGGGGGAAGAAAAAAGCAGGGCCCCAAGUGCUCUGUUGUGCCCAGCUCUGGAUUGCUCCCCCGUGACUAGAGGACUUGACCGUGCAAUCCUAUGCAGAGUUACUCCAAUCUCAGCCUCUCGGUUUCAGUGGGCUUCCAGUGGAGUCAUCUGGCAUAGUACAUUAUGUUAAAACAAGCACAAAUAUACACAAUGCUAUAGUUUAGGCAGGGGGCUUUUUGUUUGUUCGUUCAGUGUAGAGUUAAUAUAUUUGGCGUUAGUGGGGUUUCACUGCAGAUAAUCCUGUGAGGGACCGGGCUAAAAAAUUGGCUAGCUGAUAGUUAUGGUCAAAGUAAAAUGGAACUCAACGGGGCUAGCAGACCGACCAGGUUUCCUGGGCUGAAAUCGUCCUUCUGUUUCUGGGGCAGGACAUAAUCCAAAGGGAAGGCUUGGCUCCAGCCGCACCCAAAGGAAGGGCUCAAACAUUUGGCACAAGUCACCCGUCACUCAGACGGCGCCACAGAGGCACCCAGCACCAUUUUUCCCUACUCACUCAAGGCCAGGGCAGAAAGGUCUUCCCCAGGACCCCUUUUCCUGCUAGACAAAUAUUUAUCAGGUCACCACACUUCCUCUUCUUGCCAGCCAAGGAUGAUCUUCACACUACCCAUGGGGAGACGCUCCCUGUCCCUGCUGGGCUAGAAAGGGUUUGGCAGGAAGCAUCACGCCGCAUUCAGAGGAUCCAAAGCACUUUGCGCACAGAACCUCUCAGUGGUCCAUAACACCCACCCUGAAAGACAGGCUACUACCCUAAACUGUUAAAACAGAGAGGGAGCUGAGAGGUGACCCAGUCUGGUGAGGCUACCCAGGGCCAGUUCCAGGUUUUGUGGGCUGCACAGCAGAGAGCUCCCAGCAUCCUCUGCCCACCGCCAGGCCCCUUGUUCAUGCCCUUCUUUCGUCUCACCCUCCUGCAUGUCUCCCCCUUGCUUGUGUGUUCGUCCCUUGUCUGCUCACCAGAUCUCCCACUGCCCACACUCACAGCUGCCUGCUGCCCUUUCCCCAGUGGCACCUGGCAGGGCUUGUGGCAAGGAGCAUAGAGUGGUGGAGCACUGGCAAAUGAGUGUGCAGGGGACAACAGCCACAGUGGGUCCUGGCAGCCCUCCCACCUCAGGGUAUGCUGACACAAACCCUGAGGCCACCAAAUAGGUUCAGGGCUCAGGAGGGAUUUGAUCCAGAGGCUUUCUAGCUUGAUCCACGAACUGGCCCAUCAGCCUCCCUGGAAAGUUCCUGGAGGGUGGGAGGAAGCAGCCCAGUGUGCUGGCACCACAGCAGGAGCCAUGUGCCGAGGCUUGGCCAGUGACAACAACAACAACAGGAACUGGUUCACCCCUGACUUCGGUCACAACCACUGGCUGAGGCUCCCUUCAGGGCUGCUCAACUUAGCUUGGGCUAUGGGAACUUCCUAGCCUGUCCUGCAGACUCAUAGCAAAACCUCCCUCCCACACGUCACAGACAGGCACAACAGGGCACCUUUAGGCUGUGGUGUUGACUGGAACCAAGCGCCCUUACCCCUCCUCCAGCUGGCCCUAGUUCCUUCGCCUCCCUUGUGAGAGCACCAAAUAGUAGCCCGCGGGAGCCUUCCCUCCCAUUGCAGUUGGCAGAACAACCCCAGAGCACUUGUGUAUGCUGUGCAAUUCAAUAAACACCAAGCCUGCCCUUAGGCAGGGAUUCAUCUGCAAUGGUUACCUUGAAAGCCACGUGUUUCAAUCUGCUAAGUCUGCUGUUGCGAUUGGGGCUUUUAGUGUAGCUUUCAGCACAGCAGGGGGUGGCGUGGCAGGCUUCUGACAUUUUCCUGAGAUAUAAACCAGACUGCUGAGCCAGUGUUUGUCGACAGGGAUUGCUGUGGAUUCCAAGGAGGCUGGGCAGAACUGACAGCACUCUGAAGCAGAGGCCCUCCAUAGAAAGCAGACACUGCAGGGCAGGCUGGCUGUCACCCAGAUCUGUCCCAUAUAUGACCGUGCAGAGGCAGGCCUGGUAUUAGCAGGAGGACACCUUGAACACACGAAGCUUCUUUAUGGUAAAUCAGACCGUCAGUCCAUCUGGGUCAGUAUUGUCUGUGCUGGGAGUCGCUCUCCAAGGUCUCAGGCAGAGGCCUCCCACCUGAUCUUCUAAACUGGAGAUAGCUGGAAUGGAACCUGGGACUUCCUGCUUUCAUAGGAGGGGCUCUACCAUUGUGCCAUUGAAUCAUGGUCCUGCUCCAACUUUGUACCGUAUGGCAGUACUCAGGCUGCUUAAAGCUUCCAUUGGCAACGUGGGGUGGGUGCUUUGGCCUAGCUCUGGAGCUGGGGUUGGAGUACUAACUACCCAGGCUCAUGGUGGGAGGAGCAAGCAGAAAGUAGAAACCUUGGGUGAUGAAGAACAUAUAAACAUCACAGCAAAUUAGAUUGUUCUUUAUAGAUGCCGGUUUCUCGAAGGGUCCUGCUCAGGGACAACACCUAAGUGUGCAUGUGUCCUAUGCGUCUACAGGGAGUGAUUCCAGUACACAUCGCAUGAGUGUUAACCAUAGAGAACUACAAGGGGGGACUGUACACACAAUCACUUUGAGCAGGGGAGACCACCCAGCAGCAGCUCCACUGAAUAUGUGAUUAAUUUGCAGUGUUACUGGUGGUCCAUGCAAAUGAGUAUCCAAGAGCCAAAGGGGGGGGGGGGUCAGCAGCUUGGGGUCUUCAAACCUCACCUUGUACCCUGAAAGAUGUUGCUUCUCACCCACUCACCCAACUACAGAUUUUGAUCUGGCCAGCCCUCUACCACUUAGUCGAUCAGCUCAUUCAGUGCAAAUUGAUGAGUGUGCUUCCAGAGCCUCAAUACGGAUGCCCUUUUGAAAUACUGAAGGCAGCAUAGGGUUCUUUACUAUUUUACAAACAAGUAUCGCUUCUUAUCAGAAUGAUAAGUUGGAUGGAUUUGCUGUUUCCUUUUCCAUUCCCUCUUACAGAAACAAACUUCAACCCCUCCCCCAAAGCCACUCCAAUUAAAAUUGGCCCCUUGCAGUUGGUUGAUUCAGCUACUGCUUGAAGCUUGCAGAACUGCAGUGUGGGCCCCCUGCCCCACAGAUCUUUCACAAUCACCUGGUUGGAGCUUUUCUACCUCCAAAAAAGUCAACAGCAUCCUUGGCCCAGCUGUCUGGAGAAAGGCACUGCAGCUAUCGAUCCAGCCAUCUUGGGAGUGCGCAUCAGGGUGGGAAUUGUGGGGCUUGGUUCUUUUUCACGCCUUCAAAAUAAAGGGUUUUUCUGUUGUUGUC
Sphaerodactylus townsendi is the source of this 4703-nucleotide messenger RNA. RefSeq names its product hippocalcin (gene HPCA). The coding region runs from base 397 to 978 and encodes 193 amino acids. NCBI's taxonomy places the organism in Eukaryota, Metazoa, Chordata, Lepidosauria, Squamata, Sphaerodactylidae. The transcript has 4 exons. The record is from RefSeq and is a predicted model, not a curated record. Gene Ontology annotation, molecular function: calcium ion binding.